AAUUGAAUCAAACCCUCACAACAACACAUCCUCUCCAAGGAUGAAGCUUUCUUUGAUCAUUGCCAUGGUUCAACUAGGGCUUCUCAUUUCAUGCGUCGCUGCAGAGCAAUGGUGUGUGGUGGCACCGGGCGCAAGAGACGAGCAGAUGCAAGCUUUCCUGAACACCGCGUGUAAUCAGCUAGUCGACUGCAAAGAUAUAAAGCCAGGCGGUUCGUGCUAUGAACCGGAUACGUUGCAGAAUCAUGCAUCGUACAUUCUCAAUCUAGUCUAUCGUAGUAAAGGCCAGUGUGACAAAGCCGUUGGCAUAAUUUCGGUUAAUGAUCCUUCAUUUGGCAAAUGUCAAUAUUCAUGAGCAAGCUCGAUGGAGUAUUUUAUGUACUUUGCAAAAAAGAGCUUGUUUUUAUUUUUGCAAUGAUUUGGAAUUAAUUAAUAAGUGAAAUGAUGUUGAAUGAUCA
Salvia hispanica is the source of this 455-nucleotide messenger RNA. The record is from RefSeq and is a predicted model, not a curated record. NCBI's taxonomy places the organism in Eukaryota, Viridiplantae, Streptophyta, Magnoliopsida, Lamiales, Lamiaceae.